AUGGCGACUGCUAAAUGGGGAGGAAAGCGUCGUAAAAACAAACAAAGUUUGGAAGCAAGUCUUGAAGAAUUACACAGAGUUGGCAAGAAUUUAAAGACAUCUAGUUCUAAAAAAUUGAGUACGUUUUUGAAUACAUAUGAUGGUUCUGGUAAAAGGGUUCCAUCGAACAAAUAUAAAUAUCGAUCGCCGGCUGAACGCCAUUCAAAACAAGGUGCUGCAUCUAGUCAGAUUGAAGGCGACUUGAUGACUGAAUCUGAAUAUGGCAUGUUGGAUUCAGAUGAUGAAUUAUAUAUGGCAGAAAUGUCGGGCAGCAGAUCGACAACAACAGAGAGUCUCAGUAACUGCAUAGAGACAUGCAGCCAAAUAAGCGAAGAAAUUAAGUCAAGCAGUCAGUCGGAAUGGACAAAAAGAAUGUUGUCGGUAGAAGAAAACUGGGAAAGUAGCAGAUCAGCAAUAUUUGAUGCUCUACUCAAAAGCCAUGCUGUACCCUCACCAGAUAACAUCUGCUUUUUAUGCAAUGAAGGGUGUGCAGUUGUAAGAUGCCAUGAAUGUGGACCAAGGGUGUUGUUAUGUUCUGCCUGUGAUGAGAAGGUUCAUGAAACAAAUCCCUUGCACGACCGUGAUGUGUGGGUGAAUGGAUUUUUUCAGGAAAUACCUCCUACAACAAUUGUUUCAGAAGAUGGUUCCUUGGGAUUUGUUAAGAGAUGUGCACCAUUUGCUUUAUAUAAGGCAUGCUUGCUGUGUAAAGAACAAGGCUCACUGAUUCUGGUUCCCUUGGAUGAACCUUGCAUUGUUGUGACUUCUAGAGGACAAUAUGACUUGUCACUUUGUAUGUAUCGUUGUGGUAACUGUGACAAGGCAUAUUCACCUUCAUCACUGGAAAAGAUCAUCAGUGAGGGUUAUUGGCCUGGAAAUCCAAAGCAUUUCAAUCAUGUAUUCUCACAAGAUCUGUUUCGGCUCUGGGAUUCUGUGAGAAAACACAUGCCUGGAACAUCUGAAUCAGCAUUCAUAAGAUCCCUAGGCAAUCUUUCAAGCAACAAUGGAAGGUCAUCUACUAUCAAUGUCACAGUAUUUCAUCGUGCAUUUAAGGAAUGGUGUUUUGCCAUGCAUGAGAUUGAUGUUUUAAAAGGGAGAAACUGGAUGGAAUGUCCUUGUUGCUAUAAAAACCAGCAUUCCUGUCAUGUUGAUGGAAAUGCGAAACUAUACAGAUAUAGUUGUGUUCCAAGAGGUGAGCGAAAAUGUUAUUACGGUAACGUUUUUGUGGAGGAAUAUGAUGCUGUUGAAGCUCAUCUAGAUAUUGUUUAUGCAUCAGCAUCGUCAAAGAAAAACACCAGUAAUUCGUAUUGUGGUACAUCAAAUUGGAAAGCAGCCAGAAAUACUGCAAAUGUGCGAUCAAAGUUAGAUGAAACUGGGCUUGUAGUAGCUGGCUGCAAACAUGCCCUUGCACAAAGUGCUCUUAAUAUGUACAGAGGAGAAUUAUUUGGGUACACACAUUACUUGCAGAUUAAUAGAUUGGUUCCUCAAGGUGUCAUGUUCUUAUGGCAGGAUGUUGUGUGUGACAUGGGGAGGCAAGGAUGGCAAGGGAGCGCAUAUACGACUGGUGAGGAAGUGGAGCAAAUAAACAGCUACAUAUCGAGAUUGGGGUCAACAACAAAGUAUAUGAAUGCUGGAGGUCGUGACGAAACUAUAACUGAACAUGUCAUGCACUGGAACAAACAGAAAGUUAUGAAACUUCACAUAAGUCUGUCCAAAAGAUAUAUUGAGAUUAAAAGAAUGAUUGAAGCAAAUGAAGAGGAAUUGAAGAAUGAGAUGAACGCGAUUGGUUGUCACGAUCAGCUAGAAAGUGGGGAGUUAGAAACCUGGAAAGAAGCGAUAGCCAUAUGUGGAAAACGUAGUCAGUUUGGGGAAGUCGUUUUAAGUAAACAGGAAAAUCAAUUGGUUCAAUAUUAUCAGCUUAAUAUUGAGAUUUCUGAAGCAACUUCUCUGAAGCCGUUCGUGGAGGAAGCUCGUGAUGGUGUUGGUGCUGCACUUGUCACUGGGAAUGGUGAGCUGUUCAAGAAAGCACUGCAGAAGCAAGAGGAGAUUGAUCGCAAGAAAAAGCAGUUGGCCAAACUAGAAUCUCUUUUGGAUAUUUGUGGAUGUCAGACGAAACGAACAGAUGCUUUGGAAAGAGGAAAGCGACUAUUGGCUUCUCAGAAACGCAAGGAAAUUCACGAAAAUAUUGAGAUGAUGAGUUUUUCAAUUUCCCAGAGAGUGAAGAGUAUUGGUCGAUUAGCAGAUUCUUCUAAGCAGCGUUCAAGACUACGCAGUAAGAAUACAAGCGAAAGAAAGAAAUUGGAAGAUCUAAUCGCGCAGCUAAAUAUGGUAGAGAAUAUGCUUGGUGAAACUGAAGAUGUUCUUACUUCUGCCCAGGCUGUUAAUGGUCAUUUUCCAUGGAUUAACGAAGAAGAUAGCAGUGGUAAUUUAUCAUGUACUGUAGUUAAUAGCGUUAUAACAUUUUGA
Molecule: messenger RNA, 2502 nt
Organism: Dendronephthya gigantea
Lineage: Eukaryota; Metazoa; Cnidaria; Anthozoa; Malacalcyonacea; Nephtheidae
Exons: 13
Coding region: 1-2502 (833 amino acids)
Source: RefSeq, a predicted model, not a curated record